Molecule: messenger RNA, 363 nt
Organism: Chrysochloris asiatica (Cape golden mole)
Lineage: Eukaryota; Metazoa; Chordata; Mammalia; Afrosoricida; Chrysochloridae
Product: succinate dehydrogenase [ubiquinone] cytochrome b small subunit, mitochondrial-like
Exons: 2
Coding region: 1-363 (120 amino acids)
Biological process (GO): mitochondrial electron transport, succinate to ubiquinone; tricarboxylic acid cycle
Cellular component (GO): membrane; mitochondrial envelope
Molecular function (GO): ubiquinone binding; heme binding
Source: RefSeq, a predicted model, not a curated record
AUGGCGGUGGUCUGGAGGCUGAUUGUGGUCUGCGGUGCUCAAGGAGCCCGAGCUCUUUCCAAGGCUGCAUCUCUCCACUGUACUGGUGAGAGGGUUGUCAGUGUUUUGCUCCUGGGCCUGCUUCCAGCUGCUUAUUUGAAUCCUUGCUCUGUGAUGGACUACUCUUUAGUUGCAGCUCUCAUUCUCCAUUGUCACUGGGACAUGGGACAGGUUGUUACUGACUAUAUCCAUGAAGAUGCACCACAGAAAGUUGCCACGGCUGGCUUCUUAGCACUCUUGGCUUUAACCUUUACUGGUCUGUGUUAUUUCACCUAUCAAAAUGUAGGACUCUGUAAAGCUAUUGUGGUGCUGUGGAAGCUCUGA